ACGGAGUGGGAGGAUAUUCUCUACCUCUACGAGGGUCAAGAAGCAAUUUAUCGACUACGUUGGAUACUUGAAAAGGCUAUGAAACGUUCGCCCACUUUCACAGUCGAUUUCCGUCAAAUUAAUUGGGAGCCGAUCAGGAGAUCAGAACGUGCGCUGACCGGACUCCGUCAACACGUGAACUCGCGCACCAAUACAUUUCAUCGCAAGUCUAUUCUGGUUGAUCUCUCUCAACCGGGAAGCACGGAGACACUGAUUUCGGGAAUCGGAUCAAUAAUGCCACAGAGAGCUGAUCUUCAUUUCCUCAUUAUCGGUGGGGAUAUCAAGUACAUAAACGAGAGCUCCCUGCAUUUUGGUGGAAUUAACAUGACGGCUCUAGCUGACAUUGCUUUGGACUCAGUGGCACUGAAGACCUACAAGACGGAACUCAAUCCGCGCAUACGGGGGAACGAUGUGGUCAACGGGAAUCUCUCGUACAACGCCGCACUGCUCAUAGAUGGAAUGAAAAGUCUCAUUCAAACUCUGCGACUUCUUAAUGAGGACUCCUAUUCAGGACAAUAUCGACCUCUUGAUCUUCAGAGCGACUCGACAUCAACUCAUUCAUCCAAUUUGCCAUGUCAGCCAUCGUCACCGGCACCUUUCAAUGCGCCACUUAUGAUGGAGAAACUACAACAAAUCUCAUUUCCUGGACUUACAGGAAAUAUAAGCUUCGACAAGAAUGGCUUCCGGAACGCGUAUAAUUUUGAGAUUUGGGGCGCGAAAAUGAAGCAAUCUUUUUCAAACCUAGGUGAAUGGAAUUCCAAGAAUGGAGUUGUAAUGAAGACAGAAACCGAUUUGAAUGCAACUCAAGGUAGCUUCGAUCUCAAUCGCGUUCGAAUCGUCUCCAGCAUUCUUGUCAUAAGUAGGAAGAAAAGGCUGAUUUUAUGGCCAUUCAGCCUAAGUGGAGUUGAACUUAGUGCCUUCCUGGAGAUUUUCGAGGUGUUCAAGAACUUGGCUGCUAACUCUCAAUCUUCCAAUCGCAAUUUUCAAGAUGUCAAAGGAAUGGAAAAGAAGGAUAGUAACAGCCAAUAG
This is a messenger RNA of Rodentolepis nana, 1068 nucleotides long. The record is from the annotation of a GenBank genome assembly. Lineage: Eukaryota; Metazoa; Platyhelminthes; Cestoda; Cyclophyllidea; Hymenolepididae.